Molecule: messenger RNA, 1177 nt
Organism: Aspergillus japonicus CBS 114.51
Lineage: Eukaryota; Fungi; Ascomycota; Eurotiomycetes; Eurotiales; Aspergillaceae
Exons: 3
Coding region: 1-1176 (391 amino acids)
Source: RefSeq, a predicted model, not a curated record
AUGGACGAACAGCGGUGGGCGACCGCCACCACCACCUCAGUGACGGUGCUUGCCUUUCUGUGUGUUGUGCUGCGUAUCGUUUCUCGACUGGAACGUAAGCAGAAACUCUGGUGGGAUGACUGGAUGAUUAUCUUCUCCAUGGGGUGGAACUUCGUCGUGGUGGGCUUCAUCUAUGCCAUGAUCCACGAAGGCAUGGGCGUGCACGCCGACCAACUACCCACCGGACAAGUCAUCCUGAUCGCCAAAUUUUUGGUCGUGGCCGAGAUCCUCUACGUCUUCAACCUGGUCUGGACCAAGCUCAGCAUUCUGCUGAUGUACUACCGCAUCUUCCGCUUCGCCUACUUCAAACGCUGGGCCUACAUCAUCGGCACCUUUGUGAUCUGCUGGGUCAUCUGCAUCACCUUCCUGUUCAUCUUCAUCUGCGUCCCCGUGCAGAAACUCUGGUAUCCGAGUCUCCCCGGCCACUGCAUCUCCCAGGUGGGCACCUGGAUCGCCAAUGCCACCUCGACCAUCGCCACCGACCUAGUGAUCCUCUUCCUGCCACUCCCCCAAGUCUGGAAGCUGCAGCUCCGCCUGUCCGAGAAGGUGGCCUUGACCAUAGCAUUUGGCCUCGGGUUCUUCGUGGUCUUUGCCUCGGCCUACCGCUUCAGCGUCCUCUUCUCCUACACCGCCGCCGACAGCUCCUACACCCUGGCCCCGACCGUCGGCUGGACCGCGAUCGAGAUGUCGGCCGGCAUCGUCUCCGCCUGCCUGCCGACCAUCCGGCCCGCGCUGCAGCUCGCCGCCCGCACGAUGGGCAUCCAAGCCGUCAUGCCCGCCAUCUUCCGGAGCACCGGCCACUCCGCCAACCACCUCUCCUCCAAGUCCGAGGCCACCCAGCUGGGCAGUCGCUUCGCCGCCGGGGAUAUCCCGCUGUCAACCAAUGGCGGCGGAGGGGAGGCCGGGACGUCCUCCAGCCCCGUCGUCCGCCAUUCGUUCUACCACCUCCCCGACGAGGGCGAGCUGUCCGAGAUCGACAGCGUCCCGCUGAAGAUGGAGGUGUCGCUGCGGCCGAAGCAUGAUCGCGGCCAGACGGUCACGAAGAUCCGCGGGCGGACGAGCGUGGCGUCCGGGGAGGACGAUCUGUUGCCCUUGCAUGGGAUCCGGGUGCAGAAGGACUUUAGGCAGGAUGGGUAGG